Protopterus annectens (West African lungfish) is the source of this 4173-nucleotide messenger RNA. It is a transcript of the gene PAM, whose product is annotated as peptidylglycine alpha-amidating monooxygenase. Gene Ontology annotation, biological process: peptide metabolic process. Gene Ontology annotation, molecular function: protein binding; copper ion binding; peptidylglycine monooxygenase activity. Bases 557 to 3487 code for a protein of 976 amino acids. The record is from RefSeq and is a predicted model, not a curated record. The transcript has 29 exons. Gene Ontology annotation, cellular component: extracellular region; membrane. Lineage: Eukaryota; Metazoa; Chordata; Ceratodontiformes; Protopteridae.
CAACGAUAGGAACCUGUUAUAUUCCCCAAGCAAGGCUUCAAGUUACCAGACUUCUCCUCUCAAAAGAGACAAAGGUCUGAAAAAUGGUCUUCGUAUCCUUUCAUCCCUGCAUCAGAUUCUGAAUGAAGACUGAAGCUGUUUUGCUGUGAUACCAUUCUCAGCCUGUCAUUGGGAGUGACAACCUACGGGGCUGAGCUUUUCAGUUCAGAGCAGCUCUUCUGGAAACAGCAUCAGACUAUUGCCUUGCAUCUGCUUUCUCUAUCCAGCCCCCAGCUGGAAGGGGCUACAGUUCAGUCAAUACAGAAGGAAACAACAGGAUCCUGUAGUCUCUAAUAGAGGUAGCACAAUAACUUCGUCCACCUCCGAGAUUUACUGUGUCUCCUUCCAACACUGAAUGACUGUCAACUAUAGUAGGACGGCUGCACAGUCGAUGAUAACCAGUUGCUGAACUGAUGUUACAGCUGCUGCUUUAUUCUCAGGAUCAUAGCUGACAGUUUUGUGUUUCCUUUUAUCUUCCCUCCAGCGGACUCAGAUUGGGCCAGCAACAGCAGGGGACAUGGCUUGCCACAUUUACAGCUUGGUACUACUGUUUCUAAUUUUUCAGAACAGCUGCUUGAGUUUCCGAAGCCCCUUAUCUGUUUUCAAGAGGUAUCAAGAAACUGCCAGGGCUUCUUCCAGUGACUGCUCAAGACCAAGACAGCAGAUUUUGUCUGUUGAUGGAACAGAUUUUUCCUUGGAUAUUCAGAUGCCUGGUAUUACUCCAGAAAAGUCUGACAGCUACUUCUGUAUGCCAGUAAAAGUGCCAUUUGAAGAAGAGAUGUAUGUUGUUGAUUUUAAGCCACGUGCCAGCAUGGAUACUGUUCAUCAUAUGUUGCUCUUUGGAUGUGGGGCACCUGCAUCUAGUGACAGUUUCUGGUUUUGUGACGACUUCUGCUGCAUGCAUAGGUGCAAUAUACUACUGGCCUGGCCCAGGAGGAAUCCCCCAAUAAGACUCCCCACUGAUGUUGGCUUUAGAGUUGGUGGGAAAUCUGGUAUUCGUUAUUUUUUGCUCCAAGUACAUUAUGGAGAUGUGAAUGCAUUCAGAGAUCAGCAUAAAGAUUGCUCUGGAGUUACAUUAAGGAUGACAAGUAAAAAGCAACCACUACUUGCUGGCAUUUAUCUUUUGAUGGCUUUAGACACUAUUAUACCCCCAGGGAAAAAAGUGGUGAAUGCAGACCUUGCUUGUGCGUAUCAGAAUUAUCCAUUGUAUCCAUUUGCAUACAGAGUACACACUCAUCAUCUAGGUCAAGUAGUAAGUGGCUACAGAGUACGUGAUGGAAAGUGGGAUUUGAUUGGAAGACAGAGUCCCCAGCUUCCACAGGCAUUCUAUCCAGUUGAAAACGAGCUGCAAGUGGAAGAUAGUGAUAUAUUAGCAGCCAGAUGUAUGUUCACUGGAAAAGACAAAACAACUUCUACACACAUUGGAAGCACUUCGAAAGACGAAAUGUGUAACUUCUAUAUCAUGUACUACAUGGAAGCAAAGCAUGCUAUUCCCUACAUGAGCUGCACUGACGAUGGGAUGCCAGAAUUAUUCAGAAGCAUACCUGAAGAGGCAAAUAUUCCUAUUCCUGUCAAACCGGAUAUGAUGCAUGGACACCAUGGAGAUAUGAAGGAUACUGAUGACAGUUCUGUACUGCAGCAGCCCAAAAGAGAAGAGGAGGAAGUUCUGGAUCAAGGUGAUUUCUAUGGUCUCCUUUCCAAGCUGCUAGGAGAAAGGGAAGACGUUGUGCAUGUGCACAAAUAUAACCCAACUGAAAAAGCUGACUCAGACCUAAUAGCUAACAUUGCUAAUAUAGUUCAAAAGAAGGAUUUGGCUUGGUCUGAUCCCAGGGAGUUUGCAGGCCAAGAUGAGAGGGCUGCUACAGUUCUUGUGAGAGACAGAGUGCACAAGUUCCACAGGCUGGAGUCUACCCUGAGACCUCCUGGCACAGGGCUUUUCUCAUCGCAGCAACUUUAUCCUGGUUGGGGAAACAGGGAGAGAGAAAUCCAAGGAGGUUUUCACUUAGAAGAAGCCAUUGAAUGGCCAGGCAGCAAGCUACAGCUAGGCCAGGUUUCAGGGUUGGCACUAGACUCCAAGAACAACUUGGUCAUUUUCCAUCGAGGUGAUCAUGAAUGGGAUAGCAACUCUUUUGACAGGCAGUAUGUUUAUCAACAACGAGGCAUUGGACCUAUUGAACAAAGUACCAUUCUUGUGGUAGAUCCAGUUGAUGGAACAGUACUCAAAUCCAGUGGAAAAAAUCUAUUCUACUUGCCUCAUGGUUUAACCACUGACAAAGACGACCAUUAUUGGGUGACUGAUGUGGCACUCCAUCAGGUGUUUAAACUGGGAUCUGGAAAUGAAGAAGCCCCCUUGUUAACCCUGGGAAAGGCAUUCCAGCCCGGCAGUGAUAAGAGCCAUUUCUGCCAGCCCACUGAUGUGGCAGUGGAUCCAGUAUCGGGUGCAGUCUUUGUAUCAGAUGGCUACUGCAACAGCAGAAUCCUAAAAUUCUCACCCUCAGGAGAUUUUGUCAUGCAGUGGGGGGAAGACACUCCAUUUUUUGGUAUAGCUAAACCUGGGCAAUUCCGUGUACCUCACAGUUUGGCAUUGGCACCAUCUUUGGGUCAGCUUUGUGUAGCUGACAGAGAAAAUGGACGCAUUCAAUGUUUCAAGGCUGAAACAGGGGAAUUCCUGCGGGAAAUCAAGCACAAAGAAUUUGGAGCAAUGGUCUUUGCUGUUGCUUAUACACAAGAUCAUGGUGGUCUGCUUUAUGCAGUAAAUGGAGUACCUUUGAUUAAGUCAACAACACCUGUGAUGGGAUUUGCAAUGAACUUUUCAAAUGGAGAAAUAAUAGAUGCUUUUAGACCGGUUACAAAGGGAUUCAUUAUGCCCCAUGAUAUCGUAGCAGCAAAUGAUGAUGUAGUAUAUGUUGGAGAUGCACAUGCCGAUGUAGUUUGGAAGUUCACCAAUGCAGGAAGAGUUGAACAUCGUUCUGUGAAAAAGGCUGGUAUUGAAGUUCAAGAGAUAGAAGAAACAGAGACCAUACUACAAACCAGAGUAAAAAGCAAGCCUGCAUCAACAGAGGCAGUACAGUUGGAAGAACCUAAGAUGAAGGAUGCUGUAAAGCAGACAGCAUCAGGUGUUUCACCUGUCCUUAUUACAACAUUGUUGGCAGUCCCAAUUGUCGUUCUUAUUGCAAUAGCAGUAUUCCUCCGCUGGAGGAAAACCAGACAUUAUGGAGAUAUUGACAGCAAACUGGAUUCUUCCUCUGCAGGAAUCUUAGGAAAACUUCGAGGGAAAGGUAGCAGAGGACUGAACCUUGGAAACUUCUUUGCCAGCCAUAAGGGUUACAGCAGGAAGGGAUUUGACCGGCUUAGCACUGAAGGCAGUGAUCAAGAAAAAGAUGAUGAAGAUGCCACAGAUUCUGAAGAAGAAUACCCAGUCCCAAUGCCAACGUCUUCAUCUUCAUGAAGUCUACAAAAUUACUUAUAGUGAAUGCCAUGUUUUAUUUUAUUUUUUUUUUAAUUUAGCACGUGUGUAAAUGGUGUGUACUUGUAACUGUAUUUGUCUACUUUGGUUGUACUUCAGAACAGUUUUAAGGGGUUUGUUUUAUGAUGUGUAUGUGUGUGUGUGUGCGUAAUUCCAUAAAUGUGCUAUGGCACCUUUUACAUGGACAGUCUUAUUGUCUUUUCUUACAGUUGAAGCCAAACAUUCUUAACUACAGUGCAAAUUUUACAAACAGUAUUUCUUACUUUUUACUUCCCUUACUUUUCAUGUAUGUUUGUAAAUAAUUUGUUUUAAGACUACACUCUUUUUAAUCCCAGUCAUGCUUAUGUUAACACUAUGUUAAGUUCUGUUGUGCCUUCUCUUAACUCAGAGCAUUCUUAGCUUCCAGCAGUAUGGAAUGAAAAAAAAAAGAAAAUUGUGCCACAUGUAAACAAAGCUGCUAAGCAUCUUUAGUCUUCUUGGAGUAUAUCAUGUUCAUUUGUAUUGCAUCCAGGGAAAGAGAAAUUAUUCUGUAUUUAAAAAUUAACUAUUUUUUCUGAUUUGGUGUAUUAAUUGGGGUGUGUAUUUAUUGUGAAAAAGAGAGUUAUACUGUUAGAACGCUAUUUUCAGAAAUAAUGUAAUUUGUGUAAUAAAGUGAUCUCAGAGCAUUA